AUGGUUUCUAUGAAACAUCUCUACUUUUGUUCUAUUUCCUUUUUCCUUGGCCGUUCUGUCAAAGUUGCCGGGUUUCCACUCCCAUCAGCCGGUACCGGGGUUUCAACCGAGCCCAGGCAAUCCUCCAACAUUUUUGACACCAGGGGAGAUGAUGGUGCUAGUGUCGUAGUGGCACCGAUCAGAACUACUGGAAAGAUUCGCCAUCAAGACAAGCGCGAUGAACUUUCAUCUGAUAUUGGCUCUCGGGGGCUAAAUAGGCUUGCACCUUUGGAACUGAGGGCGUGUAAGGUCCGCAAGUUGGCAACCAGAGUCGCGUCAAAGAGGCCUAAGGCCAAGAACCCAGCCACCAUUAGCAAACCUGGUGGCCCAAAGAAGUCUACUACUAGGCAUCCUGCCAGGAAGCCUGCUGAUACUAAGAAGCGCUCUGCCGUCAAGAAGCCAGCUCCCUUCAGAAAUUCAUCUCCUACUAGGAAGCCCGCUCCUAUCAGAAAGCCUGCCGAUACCAAGAAGCCAACCGCUGCCAAGAAGCCCGCUGCCGCUAAGAAACCAUCCCCCAUCAGAAAGUCAUCUUCUAUUAGGAAGCCAGCUAUUGUCAAGAAGCCAGCUGUUGUCAAGAAGCCAGCUGUUGUCAAGAAGCCAGCUUCCAUCAGAAAGCCUGCCGAUACCAACAAGCCAACCGCUGCCAAGAAGCCCGUUUCCGCCAAGAAACCAGCUCCCAUCAGAAAGCUAUCUCCUUCUAGGAAGCCAACCGCUAUCAAGAAGCACGCUGCUACCAAGAAGCACGCUGCUACCAAGAAGCACGCUGCUGCCAAGAAGCCCGCUGCUGCCAAGAAGCCUCUUGCUGCUAAGAAACCAGCUCCCAUCCGAAAGCCAUCUCCUGUUAGGAAACCAGUUGUGGUCAAGAAACCAGCAGGUACUAAGAAGACAACUGCUUUCAAGAGGCCAACGGCAGCCAAGAAAUCAAAGACUGUGAAGACUGCCCCGAAGAAGACUGUUACCAAGAAACCAAACGCUGCAAAGAAGUUAACUGCUAAGAAUCGUUCCAAGGGCCCAACUCCUCCAAGGAAUGCACCCAAAAGUCCUGCCAAAAGUACAGCUAAAACAUCACUGGUUGAAAAUGCAUCUAAGUCGUCGGUCACCAAACCCAAAACCCCAUUGCCCCAAAACCAAAGAGUCAACAGCAAGACUGAGGAAGUGAGGCAGGGGAAACUUCAUAAGGUCGACAAUCCUUGCAAGAGGUCAAACACCGGUUCAGAUGCUGGCCCUAGUUGUCAAUUACCUGAUCCGCCGGCGCCACCUGCUCAGCCUGCGUCGGGUUCUCAGACCGACGAGAUCGAGAAAGCUCGGAAGGAAGCCUUGAACGCUCUGACGUCUCAAGCCAAUGAGCCGAAAAAGAACCCGAAAAUCACUGAUGUGGCAAAUCUAUUUGUGGGUAGUUCGGAUGAUCAGGCGUCUAUAAUGCAGACCUUGGGACAUUCCGCGCAGCGCGAGAGAAAACACAUCGUCGAAGAAAAACAAAAGAUCGAAACGAAUCUGAAAGAAAACGAAGGGUACAUCGCUCAGAAUACGGCCUUGAUGAACCAACAGAAGGCAGACUUGGAUGCAAAGGCUGCAGCGGAAAAGGCUGCAGACGAGGACAGGAAAGACAAGCAAAUUGCAGCUGAAAAAUUCCUCAAGGACUGGAGCCACAAAAAAGAAAAGAAGCUGAAAGAAGCAGGGGUUGUUGAAGGAUCAGGGGAGGACAUCACUCAACUCGACCAAUUGACAGAUGAUGGGAGCUCGUAG
Messenger RNA from Clonostachys solani, 1785 nucleotides. Lineage: Eukaryota; Fungi; Ascomycota; Sordariomycetes; Hypocreales; Bionectriaceae. The record is from the annotation of a GenBank genome assembly.